AUGUCUACAAAAUGUGGAGCUUGCGAGAAGGCUGUCUAUGCAGCGGAAGAACGAAGAUUCGGAGAUGUCGCUUAUCAUAAGCAAUGUUUCAAAUGCUCAAUGUGCAACAAGCCAGUGGAUAGCACAACUGGAGCCCAGCAUCAAAGAACUCUCUACUGCAAGACUUGCCACGGUCGUGAGUUCGGACCCAAGGGUUAUGGCUUCGGUCAGGGAGCUGGUGUUCUCAACACUGAGAAGCCUCAAGGUCAAGGUGCCGCUGAGGGAGGUGCCGCUGGUGCACCAAAGCAAGGUCAGCCAAGAACCGUCAGCCCAAGCUCUGGUGGAUGUCCCCGCUGUGGCCAACGUGUCUACGAUGCUGAGAAGGCCAUUGGUUGUCCUGGUGAUUUGAAAUUUCACAAGCGUUGCUUCCGCUGUCAGACUUGUGGCAAAUCUCUGGAUUCUACCAAUCUCGCUACGAAGGACCUUGAAAUUUAUUGCAAAACUUGCUACGGAAAGCACUUUGGACCAAAAGGCUUCGGCUUCGGACAAGGCGCUGGCGCUCUUAACAUGGGCUAA
Messenger RNA from Rodentolepis nana, 555 nucleotides. NCBI's taxonomy places the organism in Eukaryota, Metazoa, Platyhelminthes, Cestoda, Cyclophyllidea, Hymenolepididae. The record is from the annotation of a GenBank genome assembly.